This is a messenger RNA of Octodon degus (degu), 4157 nucleotides long. It is a transcript of the gene Fmnl3, whose product is annotated as formin like 3. Lineage: Eukaryota; Metazoa; Chordata; Mammalia; Rodentia; Octodontidae. Gene Ontology annotation, molecular function: small GTPase binding; actin filament binding. Gene Ontology annotation, cellular component: cytosol. Bases 271 to 3345 code for a protein of 1024 amino acids. Gene Ontology annotation, biological process: cortical actin cytoskeleton organization; regulation of cell shape; cell migration. The record is from RefSeq and is a predicted model, not a curated record. The transcript is spliced from 26 exons.
GGCUGUGUGCCGAGAGCCGCGAGGCCGCGGAUGUGAGGCAGAGCUGGUCGCCGCGGUUCCCGGCGCUUCGGUGCGGCUGUGCACUGCGUCGCCUCCAGCCUUGCAGCGCGCUGCCCUCGGGGGACCCUGAGGAGCCCCUGGCGCACCCGACGGCGCAGAAGAGUCGCGACUGGGGAUAUAGGGCCGAGGGAGGAGCCGGUCCAGCGGCCGAGCCCAGCACUCCCGGGGCGUGGAGGUGGGGGGCUGAGCCCCCCACAGCCCCCCGCUGCGAUGGGCAACUUGGAGAGCUCCGAGGGGGGCCCGGGCGACCCGCCUUCUGUUGCGCUGCUGCUGCCGCCAGGAAAGAUGCCGAUGCCUGAGCCCUGUGAGCUGGAGGAGAGGUUCGCCCUGGUGCUGAGCUCCAUGAACCUGCCUCCUGACAAAGCCCGGCUCCUGAGGCAAUAUGACAACGAGAAGAAGUGGGAUCUGAUUUGUGACCAGGAGCGUUUCCAGGUGAAGAAUCCUCCCCAUACUUACAUACAGAAACUCCAGAGCUUCUUGGACCCCAGCGUAACUCGCAAGAAGUUCAGGAGGAGAGUGCAGGAGUCAACCAAAGUACUGAGGGAACUGGAGAUCUCGCUUCGAACCAACCACAUUGGGUGGGUGAGGGAGUUUCUAAAUGAUGAAAACAAAGGCCUGGACGUGCUGGUGGAUUAUCUGUCCUUUGCUCAGUGUUCUGUCAUGUUUGACUUUGAGGGUCUGGAGAGUGGUGAUGACAGUGCAUUUGACAAGCUCCGGUCCUGGAGCAGGUCAAUCGAGGACCUGCAGCCACCCAGCGCCCUUUCGGCCCCCUUCACCAACAGCCUCGCUCGCUCUGCGCGCCAGUCUGUGCUCCGGUACAGCACUCUCCCUGGCCGCAGGGCCCUGAAAAACUCCCGCCUGGUGAGCCAGAAGGAUGAUGUCCACGUCUGUAUCCUUUGUCUCAGAGCCAUCAUGAACUACCAGUAUGGCUUCAACCUAGUUAUGUCCCACCCCCAUGCUGUCAAUGAAAUUGCACUUAGCCUCAACAACAAGAACCCAAGGACCAAAGCCCUGGUCUUGGAGCUCCUGGCAGCUGUGUGUUUGGUACGGGGAGGUCAUGAAAUCAUCCUUGCUGCCUUUGAUAAUUUCAAAGAGGUGUGCAAGGAGCUGCACCGCUUUGAGAAGCUGAUGGAGUAUUUCCGGAAUGAGGACAGCAACAUCGACUUCAUGGUGGCCUGCAUGCAGUUCAUCAACAUUGUGGUGCACUCUGUGGAGGACAUGAACUUCCGGGUCCAUCUGCAGUAUGAGUUCACCAAGCUGGGGCUGGAGGAGUUCCUACAGAAGUCAAGGCACACAGAGAGUGAGAAGCUGCAAGUGCAGAUCCAGGCAUACCUGGACAAUGUGUUUGAUGUGGGGGGUUUGUUGGAGGAUGCUGAGACCAAGAAUGUAGCCCUGGAAAAGGUGGAGGAGCUGGAGGAGCAUGUAUCUCAUGUAGGUGACCUUCGUUACCUGCUGAAGCUGCUGUGGAGGGUUGGGGAAGCUGAAGCCAAAGUGGGCCAGAGACACAGAGAAGAGAGUGGGAAGGAGACAUAUGAGAACACAAGCCACCAGGUACACACCCUCCGGAGGCUCAUUAAGGAGAAGGAAGAAGCCUUCCAGCGCCGAUGUCACUUGGAGCCAAGUGCCUGUGGCCUGGAGUCCAUGGAAGGAGAGGCCUUGGCCAGGGUAGGCCCUGCAGAACUGAGUGAAGGUGGACUACCCUCCGACUUGGACCUGCUGGCCCCUGUUGCACCUGCUGAGGAGGCCCUUCCUCUGCCUCCACCCCCAGCUCCUCCCUUGCCGCCACCCCCUCCCCCAUUACCAGGCAAGUGUCCCCCAGCUCCACCUCUACCUGGCUCUGCACCCUCUGUGGUCUUGACAGUGGGCCUAUCUGCCAUUCGCAUUAAGAAACCUAUCAAGACCAAGUUCCGGCUACCAGUCUUCAACUGGACAGCGCUGAAACCCAAUCAGAUCAGUGGCACUGUCUUUAGUGAACUUGAUGAUGAAAAGAUCUUGGAGGACUUGGACCUGGACAAGUUUGAGGAAUUGUUUAAGACGAAAGCACAGGGCCCUGCCCUUGACCUCAUCUGCUCCAAGAACAAGACAGCGCAAAAAGCUGCCAGCAAAGUGACCCUGUUGGAAGCCAACCGUGCCAAGAACCUGGCCAUCACUUUACGCAAGGCUGGUCGCUCAGCAGAAGAGAUCUGCAGGGCCAUCCACACGUUUGACCUGCAGACACUACCUGUGGACUUUGUGGAGUGCCUGAUGCGCUUCCUGCCCACAGAAGCUGAGGUGAAGCUGCUGCGCCAGUAUGAGCGUGAGCGGCAGCCCCUCGAGGAACUGGCAGCUGAGGACCGCUUUAUGCUGCUCUUUAGCAAGGUAGAGCGGCUGACACAGCGAAUGGCUGGCAUGGCCUUCCUGGGCAACUUCCAAGACAACCUGCAGAUGCUCACACCGCAACUCAACGCCAUCAUUGCAGCCUCUGCCUCUGUCAAGUCCUCACAGAAGCUGAAGCAGAUGCUGGAGAUCAUACUUGCUCUGGGGAACUACAUGAACAGCAGCAAGCGAGGAGCUGUGUAUGGUUUUAAGCUCCAGAGCUUGGAUCUGCUGCUGGACACAAAGUCCACUGACCGGAAGAUGACACUGCUGCAUUUCAUUGCCUUGACGGUAAAGGAAAAAUACCCAGAUCUGACCAACUUCUGGCAUGAGCUGCACUUUGUGGAGAAAGCUGCAGCAGUGUCCCUGGAGAAUGUGCUGCUAGAUGUGAAGGAGCUGGGCCGGGGCAUGGAGCUGAUCCGGCGGGAAUGCAGCAUUCAUGACAACAGUGUCCUUCGGAGUUUCCUCAGCACCAAUGAAGGCAAACUGGACAAGCUGCAGCGUGAUGCUAAGACAGCUGAGGAAGCCUACAAUGCAGUUGUGUGCUACUUUGGCGAGAGUCCCAAGACCACACCUCCUUCUGUAUUCUUCCCAGUAUUUGUCCGAUUCAUUCGUUCCUAUAAGGAAGCAGAACAAGAGAAUGAGGCCCGCAAGAAGCAGGAGGAGGUAAUGCGGGAGAAGCAGCUGGCUCAGGAAGCCAAGAAGCUGGAUGCCAAGACCCCAUCCCAGCGCAACAAGUGGCAACAGCAGGAGCUAAUUGCAGAACUGAGGCGGCGACAGGCUAAGGAGCACCGACCUGUUUACGAGGGGAAGGAUGGUACCAUUGAGGACAUCAUCACAGGCCUCCACUGCCAGCCCAUUGUUGUUUGCCAUCAAACCAGGAGUGCUGCACCACCAAGUGGCCCCCCUCGGGCCCCAGGCCCCCACUGAGACUCUCUUGGAGGCAGAAGUACUUCAACUCUCAGCCCUGCAAGUCCAGCCAACGGACCUGAAGCCAGGGCCCCAGCAGAAGGCUACACUGUGUGCUCAGCUGUGCCACUCCAGCUCUCAGGCUGGAUCUUAACCUGUGCCACUGUAAGCACAAGUUUAUGGGGCCCUGGUACUUUUCUUGUGCCUCUAGUACUACACUUGCCCCCAAAGUCAGCAUCAUUUCCUGAAUGUUCACCAAAUAUUUCCAGCUUUAGCCCAUGUGAGGGCACCUGGGCCUCUCCUAGAGCCCAGUGAAGGAGAGAGCAAAAGCCUCUCUGCUUGCUUCUCACUUCCCUGCUGGCAGUCUCAAGGGCAGUCUUAGUGUAGAAGUAUCCAGGCGUAAGGGCCCUGGCACCCUCCUAUCUCAGAUCCUCUCUUGCCAGGAGAGAGGCCCUUCUCUACUAGGCCCACCAGCCUGCACCGCUGUGUUAAGGGUAGAGGAGGGAUGCCCAGCCCGGUCCUCCCAUCUGUUCUAGUCUAGGUAGAUCCUAGCCUUGCUGUGGUGGGCUGGAGAGCAAAGGCUUUCUCUACACUGGUCCCAAGACGAGACAAGGGCUUGCCAACAACCUCAGCUCCUUUCCUCAGCUAGGGGUUUUUAUGGGAGAGUGAAGGAAGCAUGAUCCUCAUGGACCAUUUGUUCGGUUCCCUGCCAGUUUCUUUUCAGUCCCUGGAAGGAAAUGCUGGGGCCAUCUCUUUUUGUACAUGUACUACUUCCCUUUUCUCUUGUAUAUAAACCCCAACCUUCCCUCUCUCAACAAAAGCUUGAAGCACCA